AUUCAAUUACUUACACAAAUCAAAAUAAUGGCUGCCGUUACCUCUUCCGCCGCCGUCGUCAUUCCCUCUUUCACCGGCCUAAAGGCAUCUAAAGUAACCGCAACCACCACCACCGUUAAAGUUUCCACCCCAUUCAGGAAAUUCAGCGUCAAGGCCUCAAUGAAGGACGUGGGCGCAGCCGUGUUCGCGACUGCGGCCAGCGCGAUUCUGGCGGCGAACGCUAUGGCUUUGGAUGUAAACCUAGGAGGCGACGACGGAAGUCUGGUGUUCGAGCCGAGCACAUUCUCGGUAUCAUCGGGAGACACAAUCGUUUUCAAGAACAACAAGGGGUUCCCGCACAACAUAGUUUUCGACGAAGACGAGGUUCCGGGCGGUGUGGACGUGGCGAAGAUAUCGAUGAGCGAGGAAGACCUUUUGAACGCUCCGGGAGAGACCUACAGCGUUACCCUUACCGCCAAGGGAACCUAUGGCUUCUACUGUUCUCCUCACCAGGGCGCAGGGAUGGUUGGUAAAGUCACCGUUAACUGAUAAUUCAUUAUUCCCCCCUAUUAUUAUUAAUAAUGUCUUAAUUAUUAUUGUCUCCUCUUGUAAUUUAUGAGUAAUAUUAAUUAAUACUUGCACCCUUUACAAAAUACCAUUUUAUUAUGUUA
This is a messenger RNA of Impatiens glandulifera, 650 nucleotides long. RefSeq names its product plastocyanin-like. Gene Ontology annotation, molecular function: copper ion binding. The transcript has a single exon. The coding region runs from base 28 to 528 and encodes 166 amino acids. Gene Ontology annotation, cellular component: chloroplast thylakoid lumen. NCBI's taxonomy places the organism in Eukaryota, Viridiplantae, Streptophyta, Magnoliopsida, Ericales, Balsaminaceae. The record is from RefSeq and is a predicted model, not a curated record.